Molecule: messenger RNA, 794 nt
Organism: Vanessa atalanta (red admiral)
Lineage: Eukaryota; Metazoa; Arthropoda; Insecta; Lepidoptera; Nymphalidae
Product: SOSS complex subunit B homolog
Exons: 1
Coding region: 179-754 (191 amino acids)
Biological process (GO): mitotic cell cycle checkpoint signaling; response to ionizing radiation; double-strand break repair via homologous recombination
Cellular component (GO): SOSS complex
Molecular function (GO): DNA binding
Source: RefSeq, a predicted model, not a curated record
UAUCAAAAUUGUGUUACAAUCGUCAAACAUGAAUUAAAUUAUAACUAUUUUUUAUAUUUUUUUGCUUGUUUUAUAAGUAUUUCCUAGUCUAAAAAUAUUCACAUCUUAAUAUUCAUGCAUAGAAUAGAAGAAUAAGCUUAAAUUAUUUUACUGUUGCCAGCAAUUUGACUUUAACAGAAUGAGUAGCACAGAAUAUGUUCAAAUUAAAGAUUUAAAACCCGGUAUGAAGAACAUCAAUGCUAUCUUCAUAGUAUUAGAGGUGGGACCGCCGACGCUGACGAAGGAGGCACGCGAGGUGCGCACGUUGCGCGUUGCUGACGCUUCAGCGUCUGUCAAUCUCUCGGUAUGGGACGAGCCCGGAGCGCUGCUGCAGCCGGGUGACAUCGUACGCCUCACGCGUGGCUAUGCUUCGCUCUGGCGAUCUGCGCUCACCCUAUACUCUGGUAAAUCCGGGGAUAUCCAGAAGGUGGGAGAGUUUUGCAUGCUGUUUAAUGAGCAAGUUAACAUGAGCGAGCCGCAGCCUGCUCCCCCGCCAGUCGUCGCCGCACCGCCUCCUGAUCGAACCAAUGGUGCACACGUUCCAGCUCGCAACUUAGUUCAAACCUCACAGCCUGCGGCACCUGGCACACAGCAGUUGCCACCAAAAAAUGAACGCUUCUCUCAAAACAACCAAGAACAUAAUAAUAAACAUAAUAACCAACAUAAAACAUACGUCCGAGGGAGAGGCCAUCAGCGCGGUAACAAUAGAAGAUAACUUAUUAGUGAUAAGAUGAAUUCAUGAAAUAAAAUAAUUA